Molecule: messenger RNA, 3037 nt
Organism: Nematostella vectensis (starlet sea anemone)
Lineage: Eukaryota; Metazoa; Cnidaria; Anthozoa; Actiniaria; Edwardsiidae
Product: recQ-mediated genome instability protein 1
Exons: 10
Coding region: 236-2044 (602 amino acids)
Biological process (GO): double-strand break repair via homologous recombination; resolution of meiotic recombination intermediates
Cellular component (GO): RecQ family helicase-topoisomerase III complex; nuclear body
Molecular function (GO): nucleotide binding
Source: RefSeq, a predicted model, not a curated record
GGCAAAUUCAGCUCGAAAUACUUUGCUGUGGUUGAGAGAAAACUACCACGCGAAUGUACGUCAGGGCUGGCUUGAUGAAUGCAUAGACUUCAUCAAAAGAACAAAUAGUGUAAGCGUAUUCAUUGGAUAAAUUCAAGGGUCGUUCUAUUACUCAGCACAUCUACAUCUACAUCUACAGGCAGCUGACUUGCAAGAAAUUGGUGAGGCAAGUUUACCCCAAGUCAAGGAUGAGGUUAUGAUGGUAGAAGGAACUUAUUGCUUGCAGGGUCGUUCUAUUACUCAGCACCAGUUGAAUCAGCUGGUAUAUGACAAAUUCUUAUUAGCUGACUUGCAAGAAAUUGGUGAGGCAAGUUUACCCCAAAUCAAGGAUGAGGUUAUGAUGGUAGAAGGAACUUAUUGCUUGCAGAUUAAUUCUGUUAUAAAUGUUGGACAAUCAGCGUAUUCACAAAUCAUGAAAAUUAAAGGGAAAGAUGACCCUGAAAGCCAUUUGGACAAGAAACAUACCAAUGUUAUCAUCCAAGGGCCGAUUGCCUGUAGGCUGGGCGUGUUACUUCUGACCAGACAAUGUCUUGUAUGCAUUUUGGGUGGAUCCACAGAAAGCCUAGUGGAGACCAACUCAACAUGGAAUUUACUUCACAGCAGCAUAGGGCAAGAACCGCCAGAACCUCCAGCAGUUGUACAAAUACUUGAAGAUGAGGCAGAGAGCUCAUCUUCCAAACCAUUAAACAAGAACACUCAAAAUGUGUCUAUGCAGUCAUCAACAAGAAACCCCUUUUGUAAAAGUACUGCAAAAAGUUGUCAGAAUUUCUUUGAAAACAAACAUCAAAUGAGCACACCUGGUGUAGACUCUAGUAUUUGUGCAAACCUUAGAGUUACUGGAAAAGUUCCAGGAAAUGAAAGGGCGAAUAAUAACUGGCCAAACACAAGGACAUCUAUUGGAAAAAGUAAACUGCAGAAAACACACUGCAAAAGCCUUCAGAGAUGCGAUUCCUGGGGAGAAAGAACUGAUUAUUUUGAUGAUGAUGAUAAUGAGUUAUUAGACGAGGACCUAUUUUUGGAUGACAUAGAAGAGAAUUUGGAUUUUGAUCAAUUGGAUCAACUUGAGAAAGGAGCUCUACCAAUAAGGAAUUCUGCAUCAGAGAACAUUGCAAGUCUUCACCUUCAAGAACUUCAGGAUGUGUUUGAGAAUAUUGAUGAUCAAGAUUUGGAUGAUUUUGAAUUAGAUAAUACAAAUAAUGGAAGCAUUAUACUGUGUGGGAAAACCAUAAAGAGAAAAGAAGAUAAUUCAAGAGUUUGUAGCCUUGGAGUGGACACUGGAAUUACUGAUUAUUCAUCGAAGGGGAAAUUCCCUAUGAAACAAAGGAAUAAUAAGGAAGAUGAAAUUUCUGAGCAGGUCUGUAAAAAGCAAAGGCAAGCUUAUGUCCCCCCUUUUGGAAACAGUAUCAAUCCAAAAUCAGAAAAACAUCCAACUUUUGGAAAAGAUAGACAAGGGGUGUUGGAAGGUAUGGAAGUGAUUGAUGUUGAUCAUCCUGUCAUGAAACCCAAUGAUCAAAUAACAAAACUGGACAAGAUGGAAAGUAUGGGACGUUCUUAUUCACUUGAGUCUCUGCCAUUUACCUAUCUCAAGACUGUGGAGCAGCAUCUGCCAUUUCAGGAGGAUAUCACCAUCAGGAUAAAGGCUUAUGUCUCCACGCUUGUAAACCAUUCCCAAACACCUGGAACUGGUUGGUGCGUCACUGUCAAGGUGAAUGAUGGGACAGCAGCGAUGGACAUGGAUCUGGGAGCUGAGGUACUGACAGAGCUCCUUCAGAUGCCCGUGGAGAGUUUCCAGAACCUGAUGCAGAAAGCAAGAAAAUCACCAGACACUGAACUUCGACGCUCGUUACAACAGCACACGGAGCAAUUCCAGAGGAACCUGAGCAUGGUCACGUGUUUAAUGGACGUAUCAUUUGUAUGCACUCGCCCCAGGCCUGUACUAAUCCGACUGCGUCAGCCCUCACGUGAUGAUGUCAAGAUGCUCAUGUCCCGGAUUAGAACCACGUGAUACCACUCAUUUCCCCGAUAAGAAUCACGUGACACUGCUCGUUUUAUUCUUUUGAUCUGAUCUGGAAUUAAUUUUUUUUUUCAGUCGAAUAGUUAGGAUUUAGAGACUGGCGAUGCCCAGUCAUGAAUAUUUUUCAAUAUAAAAAUACCGCCUUUUGGUGGGGUAAAAGUGUGGUGGUGUGGAAGGGGGUACAUGUGUUCCCUAACCCCACCCCUAUCCACGCCUCUACCCCUGUAAUGCAAAUGUGCAAAGUAUUUCACAAGGGAUAAGUGCAAUGAAUGGGUCCUGGCGAGUACGCCUUUUGUCCGUGUGAGAGUCGACCAUUUUGGGUUUUACUCAAGCAAAAAAAGCUUGAUACUCUUGACGAGUAUCGAAUUAGUUGAGAAAUAUUUGCUUGAGCAAUGGUGCACAGGUGGAUAGAGUCCUUGUUGUCUCAAUUCUCUGUGCGACAUGGUUGCAGCAAUGAAGACAGGAAUUUGUCAUGUCAGGAACGAGAUUGUUAAAAGCCGCAUUGUCACUGCCUCGUACCCAGGCGUCUCAAGUCUUUAAAAACACGUGAAAAAUAUACUAGUGAGCACAAAAAAGUCAUGGAAAGGUUUAGCGCUGGCGCAAAGGACCAAGGGAAGGUUCGUUUUACCCAAGCACCCCUGCGCGCUUAGUCCAGUAACGCUAGUAAGCGCCUGGGUACGAGGCAGGCAUUGUCACCAGUUUACUCUCGGAGGUCCAACGGAAACCUCAACAGUUAAAACACAAUAGAAUCUAUUAGAAUCCGCGCUAUAUAGCAGACCACUCUAAUAUAUCAGUUACAUCCUCCAAGCGUUUUCCGUUAAUAAUAGUCGUGAUUGUUACGUAAUCGACAGGAAGUAAACUGGUGACAAUGCGGCAUAUUAUACGAACACUUCGACUCGAACGGGUACGUUCAUUCGGGGGCCUGAAUCAUGCUUUACAUAUCCUUGCUAAGAGUUUUGAAUAACAAUAAAUGGUUUUUCUAAA